Molecule: messenger RNA, 4730 nt
Organism: Contarinia nasturtii (swede midge)
Lineage: Eukaryota; Metazoa; Arthropoda; Insecta; Diptera; Cecidomyiidae
Product: GPI inositol-deacylase
Exons: 11
Coding region: 280-3906 (1208 amino acids)
Biological process (GO): endoplasmic reticulum to Golgi vesicle-mediated transport; GPI anchor metabolic process
Cellular component (GO): endoplasmic reticulum
Molecular function (GO): phosphatidylinositol deacylase activity
Source: RefSeq, a predicted model, not a curated record
UAGAACAAAACAUCAACACUUUGACAGUUUGGCAUUGAACCAAAAAAUGAACAUAAUCGUUUCGAAUGUGAAGAUGAGCCCACAGUCUUAAUAGUUUCAGUCGUGCGGUUGGUUGGAAACUCAUAUUUUCCGCGUUCUUUAAUUUUCGUUUUUGAGUGAAAACUUUUAUCAACUCGGAAAUGUAAUAUUUCGCUGUGUGUGGGUGACUUUAUCAAAUUAAGCAACUGCCACUGUUAGUGAUACUGAAAUAAGAAGUUAAAAAAUUGAUAUACAAUAAAUAUGUCGAUAACAGCGAAACAAGUGUGCCUAAUUACGGCAUUAAUUGCUCUUAUCAUUUACUUUUACGGAAUUCUUGUGACGAUUACAUCAGUUGAGAAAAAUGAAUGCAAAAUGACGUAUAUGUUCGAAUAUCCGCAAUUUGUGAAAAUUCAUUUUCGUGAAAACGAAAAAUUUCCGAAAUACAAUUUAUUCGCCUAUUCGGAGGGACGAUUGACGGAAGCUGCGAGAAAUAUGCAAUUCAAUGGAGCGCCCGUGAUUUUCGUGCCCGGCAAUGCGGGCUCGUACAAACAGGCCCGUUCAUUUGCAUCGGUAGCGUUACGUAAAGGCAUCGAACAAAAUUGGCUCAAACAUCUGGACUAUUUUACAGUUGACUACGACGAGGAAUAUUCAGCAUUGUUUGGAGGUGUUUUGGACGAUCAGAGCAUAUAUUUGGAAUUGUGUAUAAAAGCUGUUUUGAAUUUGUACAAGGAUUUACCUAAUCCACCGACGAGUGUAUCGAUUGUGGCCCAUUCAAUGGGUGGAAAAGUCGCACAAAGCGUGUUAAUGAAUCGUGAAACGGCGAAACUCGUGAAUACAGUGAUUGCAAUUGCUUCGCCAAUCGAUAAGCCCGUGGUUAAUAUUGACUUCUAUAUGGAGGCAUUUUAUCGUAAAUCAAACAAAAUUUGGCUUGACCAUCGAGCACCAAAUCCAAAUGCAAUCAACAAUUUAACCAGCACCUGUUGCAAUGCCAGCAAUUUCAUUGAAUUCGAUUCAAGUACAAUUGAAUCGAGCGAAAUCAGUGCGAAUCAAUCAAAGCGAUAUUUUCUCAAUGAUAUAUUAUUCAUAACGGUUGGCGGUGGAAGUCGAGAUAUUUUAGUACCAUCAGGAUUGACCACUUCACAAUUCAGCGACAUCCAUGUGAUGUCAAGUUGCAUGCCUGGGGUGUGGUUGACCACCGAUCAUUUGGCGAGCGUUUGGUGUCUUCAACAAGUGUUGGUCAUUAAUCGAUUUUUAUACAGUAUCAUUUUACCGGUUUCACAUCGACAUCGCACGCACGACAAUGUUUUCGUUAGCGACAAAUCCAUUCGACUCUCUAAUGCAAAGCAUUAUCUCACGCAAGAAACAAUUCGGCCGAAAAACAAGCACGAUGUAAAUCUAAUCAAAAAUAUCGAUCAAAUUGGCGAAUGGGUCGAGGAUAAUCGAAGGGUUUUCUUUCAACAAUUUCAAAGUGGAUUGAAUCAAACAUAUAUUCAAAUGAUUCCAUUAAAUCGCUUUGAACACUAUCAGAUUCUAAAUGUGGAAGCAAUCAAUGUCGACAUUGAUGAUUGGGUCUUUGGUUGUAGUGCCGUUGAAAUUCAUGAACAUCAACGAUAUUGUUCGAUUGGACACUCGCUAACCCAUUAUGUCAAGAAACUUCCAUCAAAGCGUCACAGUCGCCGAGUUUUAAAACUUGAUUUACAUAAAAUUCAGGACGAUCAUCCGGAGUGGACGCAUAUAAUUUUGACUUUGUUGCCAACCAAAGAGCCGCUUCAAAUUAACGUUGACAUUCAUGCGGUUGCUGAACGACAGCUUACAUAUGAAAUGCCAUCUUGGUAUUCAUAUCAAACGCAUCAAAUCACCGAUCGAACAAUGUUGGGUGCGGUUGGUUAUCGAAUCAACUUCCCUGGAUUAGAUGAAUCGUAUCAGUCCGUUCAGUUGCACAUUCAAGCGCAUUGUCAAAAGCCAAAAUAUCAUAUUGUGGCUAAAGUAUGUGUACCGUGGACAAGAGGUUUUGAGCGCUAUCAUUACUUCACAGAAGAAUUGCAGACACCAUUCUAUGUCCAUACGCCAAUAACAAGACCUGCUGGAUACAAUACAACACUAUUUCCGCUUUCAGUUGAUUUACACUUGGAUCCAAAUUGUUACUAUACAAUUUCGGCAACGAAUUCGUUCGGUCAGACAGCGUCGAGAAUUUUCUUAGAGUUUUCUCACUGGUUACCUGCGCAUAUUGUGGCAAUAUUGCUGUUGGCUUUUAAAUAUCAAAUCAAAAUCACACCCGAUAAGGAAAUUUUCAAAUGUUCAUCGUUGAAUUCGGCUAUGUUGGCUGGUCAAACAUUUUUCAUUAUCACAGCAUCUCGUUUAGCCGUUCACGUAAUUAAAUGGAGUAAAACACUACCCGAUCCCGAUCAAUUCAAACAUUCAGUCGUUAUAUCGGUUAUAAUUCAUGGCGCUGCAUUGGCUACAUUGAACCUCAUAACGUAUGGCUUAUGGGUUUCGAUUGCACUUUGUGGAAAUGUGGCCCAUCAAUUUCUCUUCAAAUUAACACAAUGGCCAAUUUCAUCGGGCUUGGUGUUGCCGGCGAUACAAAAGUUUCCAAUCACCGUUGGUUUUGUACUUGUAUCAAUGGCAUGUGGUUCAUGCGGUGGUUUGGCUUUAAUUUGUGCCGUCCUUAUGUAUUUUAUUAUUCUAUCGAAAAUGUACGAAGAUUAUUUAGAGGAAUUUGUUUUCAAAACGGCCGCUCUCAUAACGGAAAAAUUAUUUGGCAAAAAACUCACCACCGAACCAAACACUCAAAAUAAUGUUAAUAUUACAACGCCAGCAUUGACUGGACAGGAAACUGCUCAAGAGAAACAAUUGAAUGACAAAAGCAAUAAAAAUGACAAAAACACAGCCACCAAGGAAGAAAGUACAAGUGAAAACGAUGCAAAGAAGAGUCAUGAGAAUGAAAGUGAAUCGAAAAAGGUUCAAAACGACGAAACAAAAGAUAAGAAAAAAUUGAAAAAACAAAAAGGUAAAAAGGUCGAAUUUGUGAAGACAAGUGAUGAUGACAAAACAAAAACACAAUCAAGUGAUGAACCAUCAACAUCGACAGAACCACUGUUGCCAAAGUCAAAGUCCGACUUAGACAUUAAAGAGGGAGCCGUAGUUGCGUCUAGUUCACAAGAAAGUUUCGAAGUUUUAUACAAUCAAUUAGAUCCAAGCGAUGUAGCACUGUUCAGCCGGCAAAAUGAACCGGAAGAAUUAACGGAGGAAGAACGAAAAGAAAUGGAAAAAUCUGAAGAAGAACUGGAAAAAUUGAUCUCACAAAUGGUCGAGCGGCAAAAAGUCGAAGAAGACAAACGAAAUAAAGAAAUGAAAAUCGCCCGUGCCGAAUAUGAUGAUGUACCAGAUGGCCUGAGUGCGAUUAAUUUUCACAUGACGCUGUUUUUACUUUUAUGUGUGUUGGCAUUACUGAAUAUACCAAGUGUACUUGUUUGGGCUCGUAAUUAUAAAUACGGUGAAAAAAUUCUACAACAUGAUCCAUCAUAUUUUCCUGCAAUUGCAUCGAUUGCAUCGCUGUCGGUCAUUUGGCAAUUACCAACACCGAGAAAUGUCCAUGGCUACGAACCGAUGUCUAGCUUAUGCUACGUAAUGGCAAUCAUUGCAGUGCUCUAUUGUCAGGAUUCAUUGUAUCGUUUAAACGCCAUCAUUUCAUCGAUGUUUAUCAUAAUUGCACUUCAACAAUUAUUCAUGCCAAAAUUGCUGGUGAAAAACGAACCAAAAGACGAAAAUGUUAUCGAUGUGGACUUAUUGGAACGGGUUCGUCGCUUGCGUGAAGACAUGUCCACAUCGGAACUAAAAGCACCACCACUCAAUAAAGAACCAAGCAGCCUGCCUGCCGGCCAGUAAGCUUAAAUCGUUUAUGCGGAGCUGUUCGGAAACUUCAAAUAGUCAAACUAUAUCAAGACAAGUAUUAAUCAGUGAUUUAGUUAAAUCUUUCAUGGCAGCGUCAAACAUUAGCUACUUUUUUUUAAAUACACAUUUUUUUUUAUUGAUGUCGUAAAAAUUUAAUUUAUUUACCAUAGAUGGUAAUACAAUGAAUUCGAUAUCUUAUAGUCAUGACAAAUUUUUGGAUAAUAUAUAUAUUACUAACUAAGAUAUUUAUGUAUUUGCACCAAAAUUUGAAAGAAUGGAUGAAUGGAAUUUUGUGAAAAUGUUGAACAAACCAUUAUUUUAUUCAGACUUGUUUCUUCUUCUUUAAAUUAAUCGUAAUUAGUUACAUGACCAUUUGAUUUAAGUAUUCUUAUUUGUUGCCAUUUGAAUUUUGAAGGAAUUUCUAUUAAAGAUAGUAUGAGUGCCUUAAGAAAUUCAAAAAUUGAUAUUACAAAUUAAGUGAAAUCGAUCAAAAUUCAUUUAAUCAGGAAUAAUUUUUCUUUGUUUUUGUAAUUGCGUCGUAUGCUAGGAAAUGAUGAGAUAAUACUAGAGAUAAAUAUCAUGUGUACACUGUACAGAUGUGAAAUGUCUUUAAAGAUAUUUUUGUGGUAUUGAAAAUAUCGUGAAAAAUUCCUGAUCCAAAUUUUAUCUUAAAGUUAUUGAUGCCAACUUCAGAUUCUUCUUGUUUUGGCCACAUUUUGUUUAAUACUUAGAACAAAAGUUGGUUUUAAUUUAAAUUUUUGGAGAAAUACACAGAUUAAUUAGUUGCAAAAUGAUUGUCAAUAUAUACUUAAGAAAAU